AUGUCCUUUAAAGCAGACGGACCCAAAGUGCGCCCAGAGCGGGUAAAACCUCCUCCUUCUCCUCCAACCGAAGCACAUCCGAAUCCACCAUCAUGGUCCCGACGGUCGUCGACCUCGUCCACCGCCUCGUUCCAUUCAGCCCAGUCGGUGCAGCAAGAUCGGUUCCCCCCCGGUGAAGAAUCCCGCAUGCUAUCGCUCUCCAACGACCUGAAAUCCCAAGCAAACACUCUCUUCUCCCGCCAAGAAUACAUCUCCGCAAUCCAGACCUACGACCGCGCGUUGGCAGAACUGCCGCGGUAUUUGGAUUAUGAGAUGGCCGUGUUGCAAAGCAACAUUGCCGCUUGCCAUUUGAAGCUUGAUCAAUGGAAGGAUGCCGUGGAGAGUUGCGAAAGGGGAUUGCAGGGCUUGGAACGAGAAUUCCCAACAAGGAAAAAAGAGAAGUUGAAGAAAGGGACGAGGAGGAGUACUGGAACAAAGAAAUCGCCUUUGACAGGACAAGCUAAUGGAAAUAGUCAAAAUGGGCGGUUGAAUUCAGAUACCGAGUCAGAAGACGAAAUGGUAUCGCCACGACGGUCUCCUGCCCAAGGUAAAUCCGAGACACAAGACGACACAGUCGUCGAACUCCCCUCGGACGAGGAGGACCAAUCCACCGCGCUCAAAAAUCUGCAGCUCUCGGAUACAAGGAAAGCCGACGUCACACGAAUACGCGUCAAACUUCUCCUGCGCCGCGCUCGGGCGAGGACAAAUAUGUCUUCAGUUUCGUCAACAUUCCCGUCUACCGUCUCCAACCCGUCCUCUACCACCUCCACAUCGGGCUCGGCCUGGUCCAGCCUCAGUGCCGCGCUGGAAGACUACAAGAUCCUCUCCACUACACCUCAAUAUUGGGAGACCUUGCCGGCAUCGGAUAAGAAGACCGUGCGCGAUGCGCUGGUCUUGCUCCCGCCCAGGAUCGAAGAGGCCAAGCAGAAAGAAGUCAGCGAGAUGAUGGGCAAGCUCAAGGACCUGGGCAACGGGAUUCUGAAACCGUUUGGGCUCAGCACCGACAAUUUCAAAGUAGUCAAAGGCGAGGGUGGAGGAUAUAGUUUGAGUUUUGACGGCGGAGGAAGGGGAGGAGGGAAGAAAGCUUGA
This is a messenger RNA of Cladophialophora bantiana CBS 173.52, 1128 nucleotides long. RefSeq lists its product as uncharacterized. Gene Ontology annotation, molecular function: protein binding. The coding region runs from base 1 to 1128 and encodes 375 amino acids. The record is from RefSeq and is a predicted model, not a curated record. NCBI's taxonomy places the organism in Eukaryota, Fungi, Ascomycota, Eurotiomycetes, Chaetothyriales, Herpotrichiellaceae. The transcript has a single exon.